Molecule: messenger RNA, 7000 nt
Organism: Lymnaea stagnalis (great pond snail)
Lineage: Eukaryota; Metazoa; Mollusca; Gastropoda; Lymnaeidae
Source: the annotation of a GenBank genome assembly
GCGAAGAAGACGCAGUUCCCAUCGUCCUCAGAUAAGCACCGACAUAGAAAUGCUGAAUCUAGUUGUGGUACUGGUUUGUGUCUGCAAUGCUUUCGCCCAGAGCAACAGCUAUGGCUCACAAUGUAAGUAUGUGGCAUAUGUGGCUGCCAAUGUAAGUAUGUGGUACAUAUGGCUGCCAUUGUAAGUAUGGGGUAGAUACGGCUCCCAAUGUAAGUAUGGAGUAGCCUUGGCUGCCAAUAUAAGUAUGUAGUACAUGUGGCUCCCAAUUUAUGAGGUACAUAUGAAUCCCAAUGUAAGUGUGUGGUAAAUAUGGCUCCCAAUGUAAGCAUAUGGUAGCCAUGACUCCCAAUGUAUAGGGGUAGUUAUGACUCCGAUUGUAAGUAUGUGGUAUUCAUGGCUAGAAAUUAAGUAGCUUUUAUGCAUUACCCUAUGAAAUGUUUUCAAUGUUUGAUUAUUGCACCGAGAUUCAAAGAAGCAGCGUUUUGAUAACAUGAAAUAUUACCAUGUUGUUAGUGCUGAUAGUUAAAACGUAAGAGUGGUAAUGAUCUUCUAUGUACACAGGGAUGUUGUUAUAGUGUUGAUAGUUAAGACCUAAGAGUGAUAAUGAUCUUCUAUGUAUACACAGGGAUGUUGUUAUAGUGUUGAUAGUUAAGACCUAAGAGUGGUAAUGAUCUUCUAUGUACACAGGAAUGUUGUUAUAGUGUUGAUAGUUAAGACCUAAGAGUGGUAAUGAUCUUCUAUGUACACAUAGAUGUUGUUAUAGCUCUGAUAGUUAAGACCUAAGAGUGGUAAUGACCUCCUAUGUACACGGGGAUGUUGUUAUGAGGUUGAACGAUGGGUGUACAGAAAACUUGAACUGGGCGAUUUGAUUGAUGCCAUUGUCUUGGGUUUUUUCCCCCCUCUUAAGCCUACGCCCCUCCACCACCAGUGACCAACUACGCCAACAAUGGCUACGGCAAUGACUACGCUCUGCUCGGUGACAUCAGGGCGUUGGCUAAGAACGCUUCAGGUAGGUGCUCAAGUUAUCUACCCUUAGACUUAAUGCCACACUGAGCGUGUUCCGUCCUGAGGGAUUCUCAAUUCUUUGGAAAUAAAGAGUUUGGGAAAGUUGAAUUAUCGGGAUGGGAGGAGGGGGGGCAUAAUGUACGCCACGGUCUUAAUGUACGGCACGGUCUUAAUUUACGGCACGGUCUUAAUGUACGCCACGAUCUUAAGGUACGCCACGGUCUUAAUGUACGUCACCUUCUUAAGGUACGCCACGGUCUUAAGGUACGCCACGGUCUUAAUGUACGCCACGGUCUUAAUGUACGCCACGGUCUUAAGGUACGCCACGGUCUUAAGGUACGCCACAGUCUUAAUGUACGUCACGGUCUUAAGGUACGCAACGGUCUUAAUGUACGCCACGGUCUUAAGGUACGCAACGGUCUUAACGUACGCCACGGUCUUAAUGUACGCCACGGUCUUAAUGUACGCCACGGUCUUAAUGUACGCCACGGUCUUAAUGUACGCCACGGUCUUAAUGUACGUCAUAAACACAAUCUACUUCACAAUCUAUGUCUUGAAUCUUGAUUUCUCAUCUCCCCGUUUGUUGUACUCUCCAGUUGUGAAAAGCAAGGACAAUGCUCUCGACGAAAUCAUUCUCGCGUUGAUUGCCGCUAACGAUGAGAACACGUUCUUCAACAACCAGGUCAAGGUCAACAUUCUGCCCUCCAUCUUUAGCGACCUUGCUCGACAGAACAGGGAGAUUGCUGAUCUUGAGUCCCAGGUGAGCUAAGCACGACGCGAUCACUCAUCUUGCUCAGAAAACUGACCACCCCCACCCCACUUUUUUUAUGUGUUCUUCUCUUCGCUAAUCACUCAUUUACUCACUUAUUAGGGUUAAAAAUAAUAUGAAACAUAACAUACUAAGCCAUUCCUGGUCAGUUAUUUUCUCCUGCUGUCAUUAAUGUGACUCUGUGCAUCCACAUAUCGGUGCACAGCGUAUUAGGCAGUAGUUAUCAGGACACAGCCCCCCCCCCCCCCCCACUUUCCUUUACUAUCACACAUACGCUGUAGAGUUACCCAGGAGGGGUGCCCCAAGCAUAAAUGCUCAGUGGUGUUCGACGGGAGGGGCGCCCCAAGCGCACAUGUUCAGUGGUGUUCCACGGGAGGGGUGCCCCAAGCACAAAUGUUCAGUGUUCUUCCACAGGGGGGGGGUGACCAGAGCUGUAGCCCCCGGGAUAGAACAUUACCGAAUUUGUUACAUUUCAGAUAAUGAGAUAUGGGUGUACACGUAGCAUAGGCAAGAAUAUAAUUUCAGACGAGGGGAAACUUUCUGUAUGUGCCCCCCCCAUACCAAUUAAUGAUUUCUCUGUGACAUAAACAUAUUUAUCCGCGGCUGUCCCCACCAGGCCACUCAGCUUGUCUUCCUUGCCGACGACAUUGCCGUCCUCCAGAAGGCAGUCAGCCUACUCAAAGCUCGAAUCCCCGUCAUCGUAGCCCGAGAGGACGAGUUCGCUCGCGUGUUGAAGGACUUCGAGGCUGUUGACUUGGUUCAGGACGCCACCCUUGCCCAGGCCAAGAAAGAUGUAAGUUUUAAAAAAAAAAACAAUAUCACAGACGAUGUCGAAGGAAAUGUAGUUUUAAAUAACAAUUGAUAUAUUGAAUAGAUAACAAUGGAAGGACAGCAUUCAAUUGAUAUAUUGAAUAGAUAACAAUUGAAGGACAACAUUCAAUUGAUAUAUUGAAUAACAAUUGAAGGACAGCAUUCAAUUGAUAUAUUGAAUAGAUAACAAUUGAAGGACAUCAUACAAUUGAUAUAUUGAAUAACAAUUGAAGGACAGCAUUCAAUUGAUAUAUUGAAUAGAUAACAAUUGAAGGACAGCAUACAAUUGAUAUAUUGAAUAACAAUUGAAGGACAGCAUUCAAUUGAUAUUUUGAAUAGAUAACAAUUGAAGGACAGCAUACAAUUGAUGUAUUGAAGUAUUGAGCUUUAAACAAAAACAAUAAAACAACCUGUAAAUGAAAUUAUAUGGUAACUUAUUAAAGUGUGUUGGUGGUCAGAUGUAACCACUUAUUUAACUUAUUAUAGUAUGUUAGUGGUCAGAUGUAACCACUUAUUUAACUUAUUAUAGUAUGUAUGUUGGUGGUCAGAUUUAACGACUUAUUAUAGUAUGUUGGUGGUCAGAUUUAACGACUUAUUAUAGUAUGUUGGUGGUCAGAUGUAACCACUUAUUUAACUUAUUAUAGUAAGUAUGUUGGUGGUCAGAUUUAACGACUUAUUAUAGUAUGUUGGUGGUCAGAUUUAACGACUUAUUAUAGUAUGUUGGUGGUCAGAUUUAACGACUUAUUAUAGUAUGUUGGUGGUCAGAUGUAACCACUUAUUUAACUUAUUAUAGUAUGUAUGUUGGUGGUCAGAUUUAACGACUUAUUAUAGUAUGUUGGUGGUCAGAUUUAACUAUACUACAUUUUAAAAAUAACGAAAUAGAAAGGAAAUCGUGAAUUUGUGUCUUCCCAGCAACACUCUUGACCGAAAUAGUUAGACGAAAUGGCGAUGCUCGUCACUCACGACCAACUCACAAUUUGACUUCAGAAAAAUAUAGGUCGUCUCCCCCCCUCCCCCUCUUCAAUACUCAACGUUCACCUCAGUUCCCUAGGCCUUUAUCCUAAUCAAGUUCGGUGCACACUCACUCAGCCCCCACUAUUCAUUUGGCACUACACCCUCAGCCACGCAGCUCACUUGGUUAUACACACCCUCAGUCCCACAACUCACUUGGCACACUCGACAUACUCAGACAACGCAGGCGAACAAUGAGGUGUAUCUUUCACGUUUUGUCCACGUCAUAGAGGGUAUCUGAGAUUUAUUGAACUCUUUUCUCUUCCACCCACCCAGCACUGUGGUGCUACAGCCCAUGUAAGGCUUUUGCCUGCCCCACCACACCAUUGCACCACACCUACCUGAUGCUUUUCUUUUCCAUCCUUGGAUUCCCAGCUGCUGUAGAUCCCUCUCCACAUCUUCCAUCCAUCUAAGCCUGGGUCUGCCUUUGAGCCGUUUUCCUCUGGGGUUUUGGUGGUGCACCCUCUUCACUCCUCUGUCGUUUGGCUUUUUUUCUUUUCUUACUGUCAUAAUUUUGGCAUUGAACGUAACUGGUCGUCGUCCACCGAUCCCAAAGCGCCAUUCCCCACCCUUUUGAGACACAAGAGAAUUGUUUUAUAUCAAUAAUUGUCGGGAUUUUUAAUGAAAAAGGGGUGGGGUGGAAAACCCAAGGAUUGCCCUGUGAUGGCACAAACUCUAGCUACCCCAUUGAUUUUAUAUAAACACUAGUUUGAUAAUUUUGUAAAAAAAAAAGUAUUGCUCAGGUAACGUAUGAGAGAAAGACGUACUUAUAUUUUAUAAUAAAUAAAAUAUUUGGAUUAAAAAAAAACACAUGUGAAAUAUGAAUCCUUCGACAUGUCAAUAGUACAUAUAAGAUUCCACAACCGCAAACAAAUAAAUAAGCUUCACGGUGACUUCCCUUUCAGCUGGACGCCCAGACGAGCAAAUUGGCUGAAUUGGAGGCCCUCGUUGUCGUCAUCCAGGGCCAGAUUGCAAACUUCCGCAGAACUCUCGAAGACAUUUUUGGAAACAUCAACGCCGAGUCUGGUAAGUUAGGCAUGGCCGACUAUCAGAAAAUCUGUGUUGUUGUGUAUACGUGUCCUGUGAUAUUUCCCUUAAUCUUAUACUUUCAUUUAGCCUAUUAAAACGAUUUAGCUUAUUUACACGUAUUUAAGCUCUACUUCAACGAUACUGUCGGUCUUCCAUUAGAAGAUUAGAAUAUAUAUUCGACGCAUUGACACGCACAAAACGAACACAGUGGAUUGAAUACUCUCAAACAGCUUGGCUUUAAAUUGUUAAGGGGCCAUCCACCUAGCACUUACUCAUUGAGGGGGGAGCAGGGUUUCUUUCAGCUAUAUCUCCGGGGUGGGGGCAGUGCCCCCCCCCGGGGAAAGCCAAGUGCCCCCCCCCCCGAGCAAAAACAUUUCCAACAAUAAAUCAACUGGAACUGCUGGCCCCAAACCCCCCCCCCCCCGAAAAACUUAAUGGCCCCCCGGGGGGAAAAUUUGUAAAAGAAACGGGGGGGGGGGGGGGGUAGAGGAGUUGUCGGUUUGCCUACGCGUGUGCCUAUGACACGGGGAUGAUAUAAAAGAGGGUUUGGCUAUAACGGCAGAAAAGACGCACAGUCAUUCACACACACAAAAAUAAUAAUUCCGAAAUUGUCCUGAAAUUCUGACAGUCCAUAAAUAACAUAUUAAUACCUCUAAUGCUGUCAAAAUAUCACACAACGUUUUGUAAUUGUCGUUAUAGUGUCGCCAUGUGUCUUCAUAAGAGAGCACGCUAGACUCCACACGAGUAGUAAGGUAGCAGCAUUAAGAUGUAGUCCACCAUCCGCUUCAGAAGACAAUAUAAGAGGCCUUCCAUAUAGUAUGCACGCAAAAAAGAAAAUCAAACUUUCGAAACUCUCCCCCCCCCCCCCCCCCCUACACAAAAAAAAAAAACCAACCUUCCAAACCCCCCCCCCCCCCCCCGUUAUACGCAUUAGACACCUCCUGUGCGUUUUAAUACGACACAAUUAUGACGUCACCGGUUAAAAAUGUGUCACAGUUUACUGUUUUCCCCGCUGUUUGGCGAGCGCAGUGGUUCUCAACUCGUUUUUGAAAUUCCUCUUAACAUGAUGUAACAAAUUUUAACAGCCCAGACCUUCACCUUUGAACUCUCCGCCCAAAACAACCGUGUCACCAGACGACUCUCCGAGGACUUCAGUGGCCGCAAACCCGCCUACCAAUGGGGCGUCAUCAGCCUCCACAUCAGCGACAACACCAGGAGCUACGUGUACAACUACGGUCAGAACGGACCAACCAGUGGAUAUGCCGCCUCCAAUCCAUACACUGGGUAUGGAUCCAACGGAAAUGGAUAUUCGUAAGUGGUGAAUCUAUAUUUAAAAAAUAAUAAUAAUGAUAAUUAUAUUAGACGUAGUAACCUUUGUAGUACAGAGAACAAAUUCAUUGGUUGCAUAGAGUAACUAGAAGUACAAGAAAAUAUAAUGAAGUUAACUAGAAGUACAAGAAAACAUUAAUUCAGAGGAUUUUAAAUUAGCAUGAACGUAGGAUUUAACAUUCCCUGACUUCGCCUUGCUUAACACGCACACAAAUAAUACAACCCAAGGGGAUGGUCCAUAAACAGCAUUUUGACAAAGGAUAAAAUAACAUUGUAUAGCUCAGUUGAAACUCUGUGAUUAAGCUGGACUCAGUGCCAGCCUGCACGGUGCAUGGCUAGGUGCCGUAACUGUGUGUCGCUAGGUGCCGUAACAGUGUGUAGCUAGGUGCCGUAACUGUGUGUAGCUAGGUGCCGUAACUGUGUGUAGCUAGGUGCCGUAACUGUGUAUAACUAGAUGCCGUAACUGUGUGCAAGACUGUGCAAACAGCUAUGACUAUUCAAGGUUUUGCGUGUCCUUACACAGGGCCCCACCACUCAACCCAAGCAUCUCUUAUGACGUAGAUGUUGAAUAUGAUGACAUCACACGUGACGUCACUGUUACUCUAGAGGACUUCAGUACUGGAGGAUUCCGGGUCGAAAAGGUCAGUCUUUUUGUUGUAUCAUGAUUGGUCAGUGUCAAGAUAACCCGGGGAAAAAAAAAAGGGGGGGGGGAGGGAGGAGAGAGAACUAUUAUAUAAAUAUAUAUAAAAAUUAGAUAGCUUUCGCAAGGGAGGCUACUACAAACAUAAAAUGAAAUAUGCAAUUCAAUUACCCACAAGAAACAUUACUCACACUUUUUCACCUGCAAUAAGCAAACAAACAAUGAUGUCUUUGACAAACAACCUCCAUUUUAUUACAUCCUUAGGUCACAGUCCAGGUAGUCUUCUACAGACUUGAACACGAUACAUUGGUCAACUACGGCGCCUACAGCAGUAAAUAUUAAUGGGAUUGAUUUAGAUGAAACUUCCUUCGACUUAUGAGAAUGGCCGUUAUCGUUUGGAACACGAG